Molecule: messenger RNA, 1111 nt
Organism: Suillus clintonianus
Lineage: Eukaryota; Fungi; Basidiomycota; Agaricomycetes; Boletales; Suillaceae
Product: beta-lactamase-like protein
Exons: 4
Coding region: 1-1020 (339 amino acids)
Source: RefSeq, a predicted model, not a curated record
AUGGCAUCCACAUCUUAUGGCAUAUCUUCAACGAUGACCUCCAUCUAUCUACCAGCGGACGGCGAGAGCCAAGUUUAUCUAACUGUGUCUGCAAUCGUUGCCGGCACUCUUUUCCUUCUCCAUGAAGAUGUCUUCCAGGACUGUGUCAGGGAUGAACCCGAGUCUGAUGACACUCCGGAAGGGACCAGAGUCCCCACCUUCGCGUUUUUGUUACAACACCCGCAGCAAGGAAAACUCUUCUUUGAUCUUGGAUUGAGAAAGAACGGAGAAGGUUAUGCCCCCUCAGUAAUGGAAGGCGCAAUUCCUACAUUCAAAGUAGAAUGCGACGAAGACAUCGUGGACAUCAUUGCGAAGGCAGACCCUCCUAUUGAACCUCAGGACAUAAACUUCGUAAUUUAUAGUCACCUACAUUUUGACCACGUUGGAGAUCUCGCACCAUUUUCCCGCGCAACGCUCGUGAUGAGUCGAGAAUCCAAGAUUUUCACACUUAAUCCAUACCCUGAUGAUCCACGAAGCAAGUACAACGCCUUGCCAACUGGUCAGCGCGUUUGUUAUCUUGAUUUUGCGGCGGAUGCGUCCCCAGCGCAAGAUAUGCCUCACGCAAGACUCAUUCAACCACUGGGAUCAUUUGACCGCGCUAUCGACUUGUUUGGUGACGGUUCGCUCUACCUCAUCGACACACCUGGGCACAUGAGCGGACAUAUGACUGCUUUGGCGCGCGUCGCAAAAGAUGCAUUCGUCCUCCUUGCGGCUGACACUUGCCACAGUCGCCAGUGCUAUGCUCCGUCCUCUGCCGGCUUGGUGAGGGAGAUAUCUUCGUUGAACUACCAAGAGUGGGACGUAGCCAAGGCAACAGUCACGAAACUCACGGAGAUGAGCCAGAUGGCCAACGUCAUUGUGGUGCUGGCGCACGAGGUAGAGAGACUACAGGAGAAACGCGAAGAAGAUACAAUGCCUUUAUUUCCGCAGCCGCUGAACGCAUGGGCAAGUCAGCAGCUUGAGAAGAAGUCCAGGAAGUGACGAAUAGGGCGAUGUAAAUUAACCUGUAAAACAAUCAGAACAUGUAAACAGAUACGAAUGCUGGAAUUCAUGAGGAGUACUUGCUCGGUCC